AUGAAGUUUGCUCAUAUCAUUUUAUUUUACUUCACCAGUGUUACGUUCCAGGUAUUUUUGGCGUAUCGCACGGAGCACUGCAAGGAGCUGAAGAAAGGCUACAGUCAAUAUUUUGGAACACCAAUCAACAAGAAGCUGGUGAAUACUGUCUGCACGUGUCUGUAUAGUUGCUUGUAUACGCGUUAAAGCUCACAAAUUCAACCGAGUUAGCAAACAAUAAACUCUUGGUCUUAAACCUCGACAAACAGAACAUGUGAAGUGCUUUUACUCUGAUCAUGUUCAUAGCUUAGGGUGGAUGAUUGAAGUGUUGUCAUUUACUGGAACGAAACUUUACUCUCAACUCCCCUCUCCACCGAGAAGGAUUGAUAAGAAUCAACCUUUUGCCCCCCCCCCCAAGAUUGACUGACAUCUAACUUCUCCUUACAAUAUCACCUAUGAAUCACACAUGGAGGUCAUGAGAAUAGAGGAAAUAUUCAGCCACCGAAAAAGUUCUUGACUGUUUAAGAAAUUCUCCUUGUCAGUAUCUUUGGAAAUGUACAUAGAACAGUAUGAAGAAUAUGGAUACUGAUGAUAGGGUGUAAAGGGUUAACACGAACACAUGUAGUGGCCAGUGGCGAAUGCAAAGGGAGAACACGAGAGAGGGAAGGGUGGGGGAAGUUUUUGGCUUCUCAUCUUGUGUAGUAAUCCUCCAUGACGAGCUUCAGCAUUUUGAAGCUACAACUGACGCCCAAACGACAACCUUAAUACCUUUGUUGUGCACGUGGCUGUUAGGAAGGUACUUAUGGGAUGACGUUUAUUAUUAUGUAACCGUGGGUUAUCUUGGGAAUCACUCUGAAGUGCUGAAAAUAUAGUAUUUCUUUUUUUUAUAUAAAGUGUUUUGCUCUAUAAUUUAUGUUUUGCUAACUUUCAUUUUCUUCAUAGAGUUCAACUGAGUACCUUGUAAUGGCUUCACUGUCGAAAAUUUUCGCCGCAACAGCGACAUAUCCUUAUCAAGUGGUUAGAGCAAAACUUCAGGUUAGAAUGGGAGAUUCAUUAGCAAAUUAUUAACCUUUUGACAUAGAUUUAGAUUUCGUUUUACUGUUGUAUGCUAUUCUCUUGAAAUAAACUUGUAGUUUAAGGCUGUUUUUAGUUUUCAGGCCGGUGAUCUCAUGGGUUGGUUUACUGGACUCCAGUUUGAUGUGGCCUGUGCUCGGGCCUCGAGCCUCAGCUAGGUCAUUGUGUCGGUUCCUUGGGAAAAGAUUCGUUAGCACCACACAUCCCCCCUCCCAGUCUUUCAAAUGGGCACCAACAAAAGGCCAGGGAAACCCUAAAAUGAGGAUAAAUACCAAAUCUCACGAGGGAGAGUAGCUUUCACCCUCUUUCACUCUCUCUAUUCCUCUUAAGAAACACGGAUCCAAGAUGGUUAUGAGAACGCUCGGCGCGAAAGUUUUGAUCCUGUGCCCAUAAAAUUAGCUAAAACCAAUUGAGUAUAUCUGGAGCUGUCUCUAAGCAAGUCUGUUUUGUUAAAUCGUUCAGUAUUUACUGUUUCUUGCUGUCAUUUAUUGUUCAUGAAUUUUACUUUUCUAAAGAAUCAGUACACGAUGGUGGAAUACAAAGGCGCGUUGGAUGUGAUUAGUAAGACUUUCAGGUAAGUUGGAACUUGACAUGAGGACUUAAAGCUUUCGAUACGUUAUAAACUAGCUUUCCAUCUCUAGUCAGUUCAAACCCUCUACAUUAAAGAGAGGUACAUGUUUUGCCCGUUUGAAACAAUUUGACAAAGAAUUGGACCAAAAUUGGUGGAGAACUGAAACCAGCUUGUUUGAGAACUGGAUCCAAUUUCGGAUUGACUUACGGCUUAGUGGUAAAGUCCACAUUUUUAUGAAAGAAAGUAUUCUUCUUUUUCUGGCCUCUCCUCACGGCAGGUUCUUUUCAAAAUCUUAGGCAUGAAGGAGUAACAGGAUUUUAUAAAGGAUUAAUUCCCAGUGUCCUCAGGUAAGGCUAAAUGUUAAAAAUAAAUUUGAUGAUACGAGUAGAUUUGCUUGUUAGUUUUAUGUAUUACACCCAUUCCACAAAAAGUGGGCCCAAUGUCACUUGGAAAAUCGAAAAAAAUCAGUUUCACAGAAAGUACGUGGCGAAUCAUUCAAUUUAAAGCGCAAAUAUCGAAGAGUAAAUACCUCAAAAAUUAGCACCAAAGGUCAUAUAUUUCCGUAGUUAUGAAACAUUUUAUUGUACUUACUUGAAAAUCACUUUAGGCAAAAAAAUCACCGAUCUUUAAAAUAAUUUUCCACUUUUUUAAGUUCUCGUUUUUAAGUUAUUCAAAAUCAACGUAGUAUAUACUUAAUACAGGGCAACAUGUAAAUAAAAAUCAUACUAUUAAAGUGCUCUGCUCCUACAAAGAAGAAAAUAUAGAGAUCUUAGGGUUAGGGUUAGGGUUAGGGUUACUGAACUUUACCAUCAAAUGGGGCACUUUUUCAGCUUCUUUAGAGGCACUCCGGGUUUGACGUUUUUGAGUGGAUGAAGCUUCUGCUGCUCUUUCGAUGGCACACUGUUUUUCUUUCUGUUCUUUCCGGUAUUUUUCCACCCGGGCUUUUUGGUCCAGUCUUCGCUUCUUAAGGGCAUUGUCAUCCAAAUUUGCAGCAGGUAUGUAGGCUUUUCUUUUUCUUGUCCUCUCUCUUUCCACGUAAUCUCUCCCUUCUUUCUGUUUUUGCCUUUCACGGUAAGCCUUUUGAAUCUCUGCACGACUUUUUGGCAUCUGCGAUCGUGUGAAGAGUAGGUCCAAUUAUGUCACGCAACGAUUCAGUUUUAUUAUUUAAAUACGCCGUUUAAAAUUGGUUUAUUCAUAAAUAUCUCUAAACGCCUACAGCUUAAACAUUUAGAUAUGAUUAUUUUUACGAUAUAUUCUACUCUGAUGUUCAAAAUUUUCAUUCUUGUGACUCCAAAACCCGUUUUAAGGCCCUAACAAGCCACUUCCAGUUUUUGUAACUUCCGUUACAUUUUUACUGUCUGACAGAAAACGAGGCUUUUAGCCAAAAGAAAACGUCAAUGCAAAUAAAUUUUGUAUGUACAUCAUAUUGAUACUACUCACCUUUGGAUUUUGUCAAUUUCGAUGAACGACUGACAAUGAAAAAUUGAGAAAUUUGUAACAAACGCUUCGGUCUUGGCGAAUGUGUCGCAAUACGGCAACGGAGGGGUUGUUGCGUAACACUGGAAUGUCAAUAAUGUCAGUCAUGUUUAUUUUGCCGCGACUUUAGACAGCCAGAUGAUGUUCCAAAGUGCAACUCAACCAAAGGACGCGUAUUUAAGAUAUUCCAAAAUAAAUGGUAACGGAAGUUACAGUAACGGAAGUUACAGUUUGAGAUCUUUUGUGCCUCCACUUCUUUCCAAGACACAAGCCAGUUAAUAUAAGUCUGUGAGCUUACUGAUUGUAGGUACCUUCGUACUUGCACAGAACAUUUUGAAGCAAAGGAACUUUUGUUUUCGCUAAACACUGGUAACGGAAGUUACAUUCUUAACCAUACGGUGCUCUUCGGCCUCAUUCAAAGGGAAGUCUAUCAUUGCCACUUGUAGAAAAGGAGGUGAUGACUUAAAAUAUUGAAACUGCGAUGAAACAAUAAGUAAUUGACGGUAAGAAGAGAUUAUACAGGGAUUUCUAACGCAGUUAAAUUACUUUUUCUUAUUUCGGUAACGGAAGUUACAAAGAAUUUGUGGACAUCAAUUCUGUGACUACUAAAAUCGGACUAAUGCAGUGCACUAUGAAACAUCAAAAUUUAUUUUAAGUUCAUUUACUAUUGGACGGUUUACACAUAUCGAAUGUUUACCCGGGGAUCAUUCAGAGGUUUAUAAUCAAGAUGUUUGUUCUACCGUUCCAUCGUGGACACUGAAAAAAAGUACUUUUAGGGGGUUUUGAGCUCCAAAUGCAAAAAAAUGGUAUAAGAUACAUACGACUUUGCAUUUGGGGCUUUGAACUUACCAUGUCUACUCUACCUGGGCACUAAAAAUGUACGGCUAUAACUUUUCUUGUGGCCUCCGCAAAACAAAGACAUUGAAAAUGGCUAUUGGGCCCACUUUUUGUGGAAUGGGUGAUUAAACCGCAAUGUAUAAUCUAGAAUUGGCCAAGAGGGCUUAGUGGGCUCUCAUCUUUAAUUUUAGGUAGCGCUUUGUAAAGGAAAGGGUCUUAAGAGAUGGGGUACCCCCAUAAGGUGUUUGAACCUAUUUGCACCCUCUAGUCUGUGAGAAACUGGGAAGAAGAGACAGGCGAUAGAUACAUUAAGAGCCUAUAAAAUUCGGAGUAGGUGUCAUGUCAUUGUUUUCGUCAGUUACAUGUUCGAAUACUGUGAAAUUAUUAAGAUACUUAUCGUUAUCACAAAAUGUUUGUGCCCCACCUGAUAUGUUAGUGUAGGUUUUAGCGGUUUUUUUGUUUUUGGAAAUCCAGCAAAGGAGCGCUUUAGAAGAAACCCUGAAACUGUAAUAUAUGUAAAACGUUCAUUGUCGAUUUUACUGUGUAUUGUGCGUUUGAUUGUUGAUUUUGUUUCUUUCUAGAGUAACGCCAGCAUGUGCACUUACAUUUGUGGUGUACGAAAACGUUAUUCACUUCCUUCUGCCGGACAGAUGA
Molecule: messenger RNA, 4591 nt
Organism: Pocillopora meandrina
Lineage: Eukaryota; Metazoa; Cnidaria; Anthozoa; Scleractinia; Pocilloporidae
Source: the annotation of a GenBank genome assembly